Chara braunii is the source of this 827-nucleotide messenger RNA. The record is from the annotation of a GenBank genome assembly. Lineage: Eukaryota; Viridiplantae; Streptophyta; Charophyceae; Charales; Characeae.
CAGCGAAUGACACGUCAUCAGUAGACCGUGAAGCGCAACGACCAGUGUGGAUUACCGAUCUCGAUCUGGUCUGAUGGAUGGAGGACGAGGAAGAAGAAGUGUGAGGAGGUGGAGGGCAAAUUGGGCCGUUGGGACAUGGUCCUCGGUCGCCAUCGCGACCGGGAUAGACUGAUUGAUGACGUGGCAGAUCCGUCGGUUUUCCAAUGGCACUAAGUAGGAACUGCUCUUCUUUUCUUCCUCCUCUUCUUCCGUCUCCUCCUCCUCCUCCUCUUCCUCCUCCACCUCCAACAUCUGCUGUUAUCGUUCCUGAUGCCGAGGAGGAUAACUAGUUCAGGAUCAGACCAGCCGGCGAUGGCGUCCCCGACUAUGGGCACGGGCGCUCCGCAGAUCGGCAUCGCGACCCGUUCAUCCAUUGACUACCGUCCGAUCAUGCCAUCGGAUCUCGAGGAUUUACAGCGAAUGCACGAAGAGCUGUUCCCAAUCAGGUAUGAGUCAGAUUUUUUCUUAAACGUUGUUCAUUCUAGAGGGAUCAUAUCCUGGGCGGCUGUCGAUCUCAAUGCUUCAGGAUUACAGGGAGGAAAGAUUGUUGGAUUCGUCACUGCUCGAGUUGUGUCAGCAAAAGAGAGCGAGGCCGCUGAUCUUCUUGGAUAUGAAUUGUCUCCAUCAGAGAAGAGUCUUGUGUAUGUGCUCACCUUGGGAGUUGCAAAGCCAUACCGUAACCUGGGCCUAGGUCGGAGGCAUUUGUAUUUGGCUCCGUACCAGCACACCUAGGCCUUCCUGGCCUUUAUCCUGACCAUACCAUUUAGCCGCUCAUGUGUCUUUACUCC